This is a messenger RNA of Drosophila gunungcola (fruit fly), 1624 nucleotides long. Its product is annotated as cdc25-like protein phosphatase twine. Lineage: Eukaryota; Metazoa; Arthropoda; Insecta; Diptera; Drosophilidae. Gene Ontology annotation, molecular function: protein tyrosine phosphatase activity. The transcript is spliced from 3 exons. Gene Ontology annotation, biological process: positive regulation of G2/M transition of mitotic cell cycle; positive regulation of G2/MI transition of meiotic cell cycle; protein dephosphorylation. Gene Ontology annotation, cellular component: cytoplasm; nucleus. The coding region runs from base 274 to 1545 and encodes 423 amino acids. The record is from RefSeq and is a predicted model, not a curated record.
CAGUAAAUAAACAAAUAUCAUGCAAAGACCCCAAAAAACGAACAAUUCAAAUUCAAACAUUGAGUGCGCGUUAGUUUACUAAUGGAGUGGUGAGUUGGCGGGUGGUGAGUUCAAUGGAAUGGGGAGUUGGUAAAGGCGCCAAUAAAGUUGAACAGCAAAAGCGAAACAAAAACGUGCCAAGGAAUAAGAACUUGGCCAAAAAAAUCCGCUGCACACGUUGUAACCCAAAGUUUGGACUGCUCGUAUAUUUUAGAAGCUGCAAAUAGAUCAACGAUGGCCAGCAAGCGGCUGAUGCUUGAAGUGGAGGAGGAGGAGGAAGGGGAUGAAGGGGCAUGUGGAAAUGAUGCCCAAAAUGCGAAUGUGGAGAAAAGCCAGGCCAAGAGACGCAAAUCCUUGCAUGCGCAUCCCCUGCAAAGGAUGCUCAAGCAGCAUCUUCCCGCCAGCGCCGCCAUUCUGUCGCCCAUCACCGAAUUGGCCCAGAAUAUGCGUGGUGCGCGGCUGGAUGGUACACCCAAGUCCACCCAGCGAGGUCAAUCCUCCGCCAGGCCCCUCAGCACCUUCAACAGCCUGUCCUCGCGAACCCUCAGCAGCUUCAGCAGCUCCUGCUCAAGCUACGAUUCGGGCAACUCCCUGGAUGACGAGUACAUGGCCAUGUUUGAGCUGGAAUCCACAGAGGAUCACAAUCUAGAGCUACCCGAUGACCUGGAAAAGCUUCUCAGUGGGCAGCUAAAAUCAGAAGGCAAUCCGGAGAAGGAAACCACUACGCAGAAACGCACACUUCGUCGAUGUAUGAGCUUGUUUCCCACCGAUCAGCCAGAGGAUGUUGAACCAGCUGGUCAGGAGACCAACCCAUCCAUCAAGAAGCUGCAAAAGAGGACCCUCUCCAUGAACGAUGCCGAAAUCAUGAGCGCCCUGGGUGAGGAGCCGCAGCUAAUAGGGGAUCUCAGCAAGCCUUGUGCUUUGCCCUGCUUAAUAACGGGCGUAAGACAUCGUGACCUGAAGACCAUCUCCAGUGACACACUGGCACGUCUGAUUCAAGGGGAGUUCGACCUAGGCAGCCAGGGUGGCUAUCAAAUCAUCGACUGCAGAUAUCCCUACGAAUUCCUGGGCGGUCAUAUAAAAGGAGCCAGGAAUCUGUACACACGUGGGCAGAUACAGGAAUUCUUUCCCAGUUUGAAAUCCAACCAGGAGGAUCGACGCAUCUAUGUGUUCCACUGUGAAUUCUCCUCGGAGAGAGGGCCCAAGCUAUUGCGCUUCCUGCGGAGCAACGAUAGGAGCCAGCAUGCCCACAACUAUCCGACACUGGACUAUCCAGAGCUCUACAUCCUGCACAAUGGCUACAAGGAGUUCUUUGGCCUCUAUGCUCAGUUGUGUGAGCCCAGCCAAUAUGUGCCCAUGCUGGCGCCCGCCCACAAUGAUGAGUUCCGAUACUUUCGCGCCAAGACCAAGUCUUGGCAGUGUGGCGAAGGUGGAGACAGUGGAAUCGGCGGUGGAGGCUCUCGAGACCUCCGGAAGUCACGAUCCCGCCUUCUCUACGCUGAGUAAGUUGGUUAGACCUGUUCCCACAUCUAUGGAGUUUCAUCUAGACAGUGCAGAAUACUGCCAGGCACAGCACAAAUAAAAA